AUGGUUAUUAGCAAAGAAGAGCUAAAUGUAUUAUUUAAAGAAUGUCAAUUGAACAAGUAUAGUGAUCCUUCGUUCGUACUAUCAAAGUUAAGUGCAAUCGCGGAUGAUCUUAUCAUACAUGUUGAACGGUCACAUGACAUUCGAAGAGUAUUCAGUAAUCUUCUCAAAGAUGCGAUACAAGGUGAAAUUGAUUCGAUCAGUUCUCAUCAGAAAGCCAAUAUCGAUAAUGUUCAUCGUCAGAUGAUUCUCUAUUCACUCGACCUUCUUUGUCGAUAUUUACUUGUUCUCGAGCAUUUGAUAACUGGGAAUGAUCAACAGCAUCUUGGAAGUCCAGCGAAAAAACAAAAGAAAUCUAAUCAAACGUGUCAAAUCGAUUGGUAUAUAAAUGAACGAGAUGAAAUACUUCUUCUCUUCACGAAUUUUAUCAAACUUGAUCUUCGACAAUUCUGGCAUGAAACUGAAAGAUUAGAAGAUCAACAAAUCGGAACUACCAUUGUUGAUGUUUGUCUGACAAUUAUUCGAAAUAAUCAAUUCUCCUCACGAGCGAGAACAGUGAAAGAUUAUCUAUCUUUUAUCUUAGCAGUGACGAUUGGACAAUUUCGUAGUGAAGAAGAGACAAGUAUGAAGAUGAUUCAAAUGUUACAAAUUCAAGAGCAUACCGCAACAAUCUUCUCCGCAAUUAUCGUGUGUCAUGUCAAACAUUUUCGAACGGACACUCUACUAGAACGAAUCAUCAACGAUAUUUGUCAUCUUUGCCUUUCAUUUUCGGGUGUUCAAUUAUCAACACCGAUAAGCUCUUCUCGAUCAAACACUUCCGUCGCUAAUGCUCAAUCUGAAACAAACAGUUCUCGUACAAUGGCUAAACUACUCGAUGAAUUAUCCAUUCACAUAUCCGAUCACUUGAUAAUUUACAUCAAUCGUUUACUCGAUUUAUUCGAUAGCGAUUGUCUACAAAUGCGUAAUUGUCUAUUGAAUGUUUGUGUCAACAUCAUUCGCUACUGCUCAUCUUUACCCGAGUACAAAGAACUCCGUGGCGAAUUAUUUUUCUUAAUCAUCGAUCAAUAUUUUCUGGAUUCUAAUGUCCACGUUCGUUCACAUGCCAUCGGUCUCUGUAUGAACUUAGUUGAAGCGAAACUAAUCCCAAUUAAAUUUUAUUGCCAUCUAACACAAGCAACAAUCGAGCGAAUGAAUGACACUUCAUGUAUUGUCAGGAAACAUGCCAUUCAAUUAGCAACCAAACUACUAAAGUUUAAUCCGUACACCGAUCGGUUUCUUCCAAUUGAUACUAUGCUGGACGAAUACAAUACAGAAAUGAAUAAAUUAGUUCAAUUGCAAAAACUCUUGGGACAGACAUUGAAGUUGGAGAACGUUCCGAUCGAUAUCGAUAAGAUUACUGAUAAUGACAAAGAAAAUGAUUUGGAUAAUCAACAUCUUUUAUUCGAACGUGUUGUUGAACAACAACAACGGGUUUGUGCGAUGUAUUCAGCUGAUGAAUCCUUAGCAUCAUUUGAACAUUAUAAUGCAGAAAUGAGUAAAUUGAUGCAAUUACAAAGUCGACUGAAUACUUGUUUGGCAAUCAACAUCAACAAUGAUGUGGUUGAUGAUGAAGAACCGACAGAAAAAGCAAAACGAUUGUUUGAUAAUAUGGUUAAACAAUCCAAGCUUGUAACUUAUUUGCACAAUGCCACGGAUUUUUGUAAUCAUUUACGAAGAUUUUUAGCUAAAGAUGCUUUUUAUCUGCUCAGCUCGAAAGUGACGAGUGAUGUUCUCGAAAUUAUCGAUUUUCUUGUUUUGUGGUCAACAUUCGAAUGUCAAUCAAAUAUUUAUAAAAAACUUGAAAAACAUUUGUUUUCCUUGAUUUGGUCGAAUGAUAAGAAUAUUUCCAAUGCAGUUAUCAAUGCAUUCAAACGAAUAUGUUUGAAAAUUGACGAAGAGAGUACAGAUGAAAAAAUCUCAUCCAAACGAAUCAUUGAGAAACUUCUCGAUCAAAUCGAUCUGAAUCUAACGUUAACGUUUGAACAUAUCCUCAAACAACUUCUUGGUGAAUCAACAUCGACAAGCAUGAAUUUCUUCUCGUUUAUCGAGGUUCUUGUUGAAUACUAUUUGAAAUUAACAACUGAAUCGUCAAAAAAACAUGUACCGGAUGAAUUUUUCAAACAAAUUCAACAACGACAGAAUUCAUUUUUACAGCUAAUCUCUUUCGUUAUCCCACACGACACAAAACAUCGUUUAUCAUCACGCUUACCUUCGAUUAUUCAAAGUCUCAUACAUCAAAUGAAUCGAAAUAGUCUCGAUUAUUUCCACUAUCAAAUGCAAAUUAUCACAAAUCUAUUGACUAUCAAAUCAUUCCAUGAAAUUCCCAGUGAAUUUUAUGACUUAAUGAUCAAAAGAUUGUCGGACUCACCUGUUGAAUCCAGUAAUCAUCAGUCGUGGGUGAAUUGUAUGAAGCAGAUUUUCAACAUUGUCUACCUUAGAGAACCCACUCAUUUGUCAUCGAAUGAUUUUAUAAUGAAAUUCCUUCGUCAUUUAUCUGAUGAGUUGAAUUGGCCUUUAGAAAACUGUGAUUACCAAGCGAAACUAACCGAUGCGUCAUGGCGAACAAAACUUAUUCGACUAUUAGCAUCGGUGAAUGCAUUUUUAAGUCAUCAAGUACAAAAAUAUGAAAGUACAAGUUUAUCAUCGAUAAAAAAGAUCAAAAAAGAAAAACCUCAUGUUACACCUAACGAGGAUGAAAAUGAUAUCGAAAGUGAAACAUCAUCGUCGGUUUCGCGGCAGUUAUUCGAUGACGAAGAUGAAGAAAAUCCUCAUCCAGACGAUAAUCACGAAAAAGACAAUCAUUCUAUGCAACAACAACAUUCUGAUCUCAGUCAUCUCGAACAAGAAUUGUUUCAAUCGAAUUCACUUUUCUUUUCGAUUGAUAAAUGGAUGGAAUCGUUCAUUCAUGAAGAUCAUUCCUUGUAUGACGAAAAUCUUGUAUUAACAAGUAUUUUAACAUGUACUCGAAUGAUGUACGUAUCACCAGGUCUAUGUGCGAAGAAUGUCGAUCGAAUUUUUGAAAUCGCAAAGUUGUGUCCAUACUCAUCUGUACGUUCAGCACUGAUUGUUUCACUUGGCGAUUUACUUCUUCGACAUCCGAAUAUUAUCGAACCAUUUACACCACAAUUCUAUGCACAAAUUCAUGAUAAAGAUUUGAAUGUGGGUGAAACAGCCUUAUGUACAAUUGCGAUACUCAUCUUGCGAGAAAUGAUCAAAGUUCGUGGCUAUAUCAGUGAAAUAGCACUAUGUUUAUUUCAUUCGCACACACCAAUAUCAAGUAUUGCUCAACAUUUCUUCGAUGAACUAUCAUUACGACAACGUGGCAUGGCUUUAUUCAAUGUUUUGCCUGAUAUUAUAUCACGUUUAUCAAUGAACACCAUAUGUUCAAAGGAUAGUUUUCAACAAAUUAUUUCGCAUUUGUUUUCAUAUAUCAAAAACGAUCGUCAUUGUGAGAUUUUAGUCAAACGAUUGUGUAGACAAUUCAAACAAGCGUGUGGUGAUGAUCGGAAACGAGGAAACAUCGCUUUUUGCCUCAGCAAAUUGAAUAUCAAAACAUUGGCAUCGUAUCGUAUACUGAAAGAGAACUUUCCAAAUGUUACCGAAACGAAUGGACAGACUGAAGAUGAUUAUGAUGAAGAAGAGCAUUUAGCAUGGAAAAAGUAUCUCAUGCCUGUGCUCACUGACAUUGAACGACGUUUGAAACCGAUGGAAAUCAAUUCUUCUCGACGGGUUUCGACUCCUACGACGCCAAAACGAAAGCUCGAUCGUUUAUCAUAA
This is a messenger RNA of Adineta ricciae, 3813 nucleotides long. Lineage: Eukaryota; Metazoa; Rotifera; Eurotatoria; Adinetida; Adinetidae. The record is from the annotation of a GenBank genome assembly.